CACACCAAUGGAUUUGCCAGUGGAGCUUCUGGAACAGUGAACUGCAACAGAGAGGCAUGUGCAAGAUCACGUGCUCUCCCACCCAGCAAUAUGCAUGCAUUGGUCGACAAGGGAGGCGGCGCGUGGCAGCAUUUCCACUUGCACUUGGUCGUAUAAUGCACUGAUCACUGAUUGAUAACUUAUCUGAUCCACAACGGUUAUGAACAGCUCACCAGAAUGCUUCCAAAAAAAAAAUGAACAGCACACCAGAAUUAAAAGCUGCAUAUAUAUUUCAUUUUUCUUCCUCCUUUUUAAAACAGCAUUUGUCUGUUUUUGGCAGAAAGCACCGAGGAUUGCGUGUGAGAAGACGAUGAAAACAUGAAGGCCUUUUCUGAAUUUGUUUCUUUCCCGAGCUCACAUCAUCUUUUCUUUUAGAUAGGAAGACCGGCUAUAUAAAUCAAAGAUAGUUUAGAUGUUUAUAUAUAUCUUUUUGUUCGGGAAGAAGCUUUGGAGGUUAUGGCGUCCACUGUCAAAGAAGCUUCGGAGCAAGAGCAAGCAGCCCCACGAUUGCAGAUUUACUCCACCUCUGAUACUAUCUCAACUUUCUGGAGAGAAAAGUAUGAAAAGGAUGCCAGGAAGUACUGGGAUGUGGUUUACAAGCGGCAUCGAGAAGUUCUUUAAAGAUCGGCACUACCUGGACAAGGAGUGGGGCAAAUAUUUCUCGGGCGCUGGGCGGAAAGUUUUUUUAGAGGAAUUGGCUGUGAAGCUGGAAACACUAUUUUCCCACUGGUUGCGAUGUAUGCAGAUGUUUUCAUCCAUGCAUGCGAUUUUUCAAAAAGGCUGUUGACUUGGUUAAGGUGUGGUUUUCUUGUGCAUUUACUUGCUAGUUCCAUGGCAAAGGAUAUUAAUAUGUUCAAGGAUGUUGCUUAUGUUUGACUAAUAAAAUACACGUAGUAAAAAAAUAGUAAGUUCAGUUUAGGUUCGUAGUUGGUACUGAAUAGCCGUGACAAGUGAUGCACAACGAGUUUUUUGUUGUUAUCCCAGACACAUAAAGACUUCACAGAUACCCAUGUUAGCGCAUUUGUUUGUGAUCUGCCAUUGAUGAUCUAAGCAAGCAGAUUUCUUCAUCUUAUGUGGAUAUUGUAACCAUGGCAUAUAAAUUGAACAUAUUGAGCAACUUUCCCCAGUGGUUAAAUUUCACGAGUGAUCUAUUUUACGUAGAAGUUGCUGACUUGUUAAGUAGAUUUUUGUGUUAUCUGCAGUUUCUCCAGAGAAGACGCCUCUAUUAUUAAAGAAUAUUAGGAAAAUUCUCAAGGUAACUGAUAAACUUCAAUUUCAAGCAGCUAUUUUUAUUUAAGUAGUCCAUGCCUCUUCAUAUGUGAUGAAAUUUGUGGAUUGGCCUCUUGCCCAAAUGGUCGUGUGCUGUUUCGUAACUAUUCUGUUGGCGACCUUUCUCAGGUUGAUCUUCAAUAUGCGUGUAUUUUGAAGUUCAUCCUUAUUAUCGAUUGAUUUUUUCCCCUUUUGAAAGAUGCAUGGUUAUAAGAUAUGGAAGUUUGUUUCUUUGUUAUUAUAUUGGUAAUCGACAGGAAACAUUGAAUUGCAAGGACCAAAAGAUAAGUGAAAACUUUUAUGUCUAGGGGUGACGGCAUGUAAGUUUUUCUGGCAUGUGCUUGUACAUUGAGCUACUUUUUACUUUUUUCUCAGUGCACAAUCUUGGUUGUGAUCCCUUAUUAUUUCCAGCGUGCUUUCUACUUUUCUAAUGAGUUCUUAACGAGGUCAUUUUCGAUGUUGAAGAACUUGAUUUGUGCCGCAAACAAGUUGAGAACCGGUCAAGGGAGUUGGUUAUGAAUCGGUAAACUGUAAAACCAUUUUGUGAAUGGCAAUGAAUUAUGCCAAGCAUUAUUGAGAGAAUAGUUGACUUGUCAUACAAGUUAAUGAAAUCUCUAGGAUUUGCCUUAAGGAAAUAAACAUAUUGGAGUCCUAAUUACAUGCAAUCAAGUAAGGGCCUUUAUUAAGUAAAUACAAGGAAUGAGAGUCAUGAUGAGACUUAACCUUAUUGAAGAGAUAGAGAUUAUCACUCUUACUGAUAAUAGGCCGGUUUGAGUGAAACUCUAAUAUGAUAAUGUGAGGAUAUAUACAUAUAUAUAUAUAUAUCAGCUGAAGAAGUCCCUGCUUCCACACAAUUAGAUUCGAAAACUAAACCCUAUUCAAUAGUAGAGAUUGUUGCUGUGUGCUGGAAGUAGAAGACUACUUCUAUUAUUCAUUCAAUGGCGACUCUAUCAGGUAAGUCAUCAUUGCGACUAAUGUGAUGCUAUGAUUUGGUUGUUAAUGAUCUGUUUGUUCAUGUUGGUAAUCCUAACACUUUGUUGGUGAUAUUGUUAGCUUAAUUCUUAUGUAAUUCUUACAUGUGGUAUCAGAGCCACCCAACGUGGCUGGGGUUCUUUAUUUUUACUAAAGGAACUGAGGUAUAUAUUUGAUUCUGGUUAAAUUAAUGCUUCCGCUAUACUCUAACCAAUUCAUCUGCAAUUUCUUUUAAAAUCAAUUGCAUGAUGAAUAAUUACAUGGUAUUCUUCGAGUUGUGUUUGUUACAUUUAUGCAGAGAAGUACAUCCAUUCAGAGUAAUGAAAACACUUGGAUGAUCCUGGUUAAAUGCUUCCGUAAUCCUGAAUGAGUUUGUUGUAAACUUGCUGCAUAUUUUGCACACAUCAAAACUGGUACUUUGCAUAUUGACUAAUUGCUUCCAUCCCUAAUUAAUUAACGUAUACAUACAUAUACAUGCUUGUACAAAUCUUUCUCGGAAGAAAUGCUUGCAGAAUGGCAUCAAAUAGAAAGAGUAUCAGACUUCAACAAAUGAAGUAAAACUUUAGGAAUCAAUAUCAUUUAUCUAUCACUAAACGACUUGACAGAUAAAUUGAUGAUUGAUUUUAUUUUGGAUGAACCAUGUGAGUGUUUGCUCAAUGGUUCGUGGUUAGAGGUUCAACUGAUUAACAUAAGCUUGAGACGCAAAUAUUUUUCUGGUGGCUUUUGGCUCUAUUCAGCGUUUUUUCAUUUCAAAUUCUCUCCGGAAAGUUAUGAAAUUGUUCUUCGCAAUUUAAUCUCUACCUAAUUUGGUUGAAUUGAAAUUAAGCUUUUGGUUCCAAUUAAAUCGAUUAAGUUAAGAGUUCAUGCUUCUGUUUAUGUUUUAAAAUUUAAAAUUUAAAAUUGGUAAGUUCUCUAUUACAAUCUUGUGAUAUUAUUUUGAGUUGAUAGAAAUUAACCUUAUGGAUACUAGUUUCCUGGGUGAGCCAUUGUAUAUGAUUUCAUACUUUAAAUUUUGGAUUAUACCAUGGCAUUAACAUGUCGUAUGCGCCUCACAAUUUCAUAUCUUAGUUGAAUUUAUGAACUAAUUCUACAGAAAUUUAUAAGGUUUAGGAAACUUUUCAAGUCCCAAAUCUCUAGAUCUUGAGAAGCUUGAGUUAUAUAUAUCUGAUCUUGAGAAGCUUGAGUUAUAUAUAUCUUGUUCACAUGUUUUUUUGGGAUUUUCAUACUUCCAUUCACUCUUAUUCUAUUAUUAUUCAUGAAUCUAUUACCCUUAUAUUCAAGAGAAGAAUUGCAGUGGUAGUGUUGAGAUUUUCUGCCUAUAUUAACUUAUAUUUUAAUUACAUUGGCUUAUUUAUUGCAUGAUUUAACAUUGUAGUCCGUUCCAUAAUUUUUUGGAAUGAUGAAUUAAAGGAUAGUAGUGUGGCUUUUGCAUUGAAAUUUCUUAACAAAUUUGGAUAUUUUGCUAAUGUAGACUUUAAGCAAAGUUGUCUAAAUGACUAAAUCUUUUUCUUUUAUGGUGAAAAAGGGAUGCCUUGCUUGUUGUAAUCACCAAAAGAAUGAAAUUUUUGUUACCUAUAUGCAUUUUGUGUAGCAAGCAUAUAGUGAGUGGUCAUUGUUUAACCAAAUUCUCAUCAACGCAUAUUGAUCUCAUUUUAUUGUGAUCUCUGAUUAGAAGAUUUUGUAAAUUUCACUCACAGCUCUAGAACAAUAAUUUGAUAAAUUUUCCUAAAUCCAAUUUUGAUGAAAUUAUGUCAUGUUAUGUUAUAUAAUGAAUUCUAUACAUGGAAAAAUUUUCACAGUCUUUCGCACAAGAAAUUGAUUUAUGGUUAAAUUUUAAGUGUGACACUAUGUUGCUAAAAUUCUGCACCAUAUAGUCUAUUUGUGAUAAUUUGUGACAUUAUUUUGAUAUAUCUAUGUAACUCAAAAAUUCAUGAACUUUUAGUGUGAUAUACAUUGAGAUGUUUAUUUCAAGUCUGGAAAUUUUCACGCGCAUUGGUUUUAAAAUGAAUUAUUGGUGAAUUUUUAAUUUCAGGAUUGUACUGUAGAAUUUACGCAGUUUCUGCAGUACAUUCCAUUUCAAUUUUAUUUUAGCCCACUUUUAAGAUUGCAAAAAUUAUGGAACUUUAGCUAACAGUAAAUUUAUAUGUCUACUUAAUUUCUGGAAAAUUUAAUGCAUAUUGGAGAAAAUUUUGAAUUUUUUGGUGAAUUAUUUAGUCUUCGGUAUGUACUAUAGAAUUUUUGUAGUUUUUGCAGCACAUCCCAUUUCGUAUUUUCUUUUAGUACACUUGUAAAGUCUCAAAAAUUAUGAAAAUUUUGGGAAUUAAGAGACUUGUAUGUUUACUUAUUGUCUGAAAAUUUUCAUGCAUAUCGAUGAACAAUAAAUAUUAGGUGAAUUUGUAAUCUCAUGUAUGUACUGAACAUUUUCUGCAGCACCUCUCUUUUCGAAUUCAUUUUUGGCUCGCUUAUAAAAUUUUAAAAAUCAUGAAAUUUUGCAAAACAGUAGUCGUAUAUGAUUAGUUCAUGCUUAAAAUUUUUCAUGACAAUCUAAAGAGAAUUGAGUUUUUAGUGAAUUUGCAAACUAAAGUGGUAUUGCUGAAUUUUUGUUUCUUCAAAAACUAGUUAUGUUAACUUAUGCAAUAUUGUUUUCACUAAUUUGUGCAUAUCCAAUAUUACCAAUUGUUUGACAUGUUUAUUUGCUCUAAUAUGUCAUGGUUUUCAAUGCAAAUUCUCAAUUCUAAUGACUUUUAUUAUUAGUCAACACUGAUUAAAUUUGGGUUGAAAAGUGUAUUGGUUUAUUUUGCUCAAACCAAUGUUUUGUUUGGUCAUCAAUUUUGAUUAUGAUGGUCAUUGUCUUUUGAGACAAAAAUUGGAAAGUGGCAUCAGUUUACUAAUUGAUCAUUUGGUCUCUAUUGAAUAACUGAUAACCAUGUUUCCUCUUUUGAGAACUCUAUUGUUCAAUGUCAAUAACAACAUACUUUUUUGUCUGAUUAAUCUUUUGAGAAUCAUUGAAUAUCCAACAAAACAGUUAUUUAAUACUGUUCUAAAGGCUUAUUUUGAAAAAUCAGAAUUCUAAUUUAUAUGGUGAAUACUUUUGUCCCAAAGGGAAUUUCAGGAAAUCAUUUACCAACUAUAAAUUAAUAUUAUAGCAACAUAAAGUACUUCUAACAUAUUUUCAUUUGGCCAAAAUUGUUGAAGCUAUAUGUAUUUUGUGUAUUUUAUGGUUUGGCUAGCUAUGCAGAUAUUUUCCUUGCAUGAUUAGUUUCUGCCCCAAGGUGUAACAAUCAUGCAAUUUGCAGUUGGUUCGAUUCUCCACAACUCGACUACUUCCAUGAUGAAUCUUGCAUAAUAGAGAGUGAGUAGGUAAAUUUACCAAUCUUUUGCCUUAAUUUUCUCUGAGUUCUAAAUUGGAUUAAAAUUAUUGUUGAAAAAUUGAUGUUAUUUAGAUAUCUAAGUGUUUAUUUUAUUCGACUUUGUUUUAGAAUUAAAACAUAAAUUUUGAGUUUGGAUUCUCUUAUUAGGUUUCAUUUUAAUUGAUGAUCUAAUAUUUAACAAA
Messenger RNA from Malus domestica (apple), 5833 nucleotides. The record is from RefSeq and is a predicted model, not a curated record. NCBI's taxonomy places the organism in Eukaryota, Viridiplantae, Streptophyta, Magnoliopsida, Rosales, Rosaceae.